Molecule: messenger RNA, 834 nt
Organism: Durusdinium trenchii
Lineage: Eukaryota; Dinophyceae; Suessiales; Symbiodiniaceae
Source: the annotation of a GenBank genome assembly
AUGGCAACUUGUGGAUGCUGGGCGUUUGGUGUUCUCCUAUUUUUUUUCGAUUUGGGUAGGUGGAUGGAUUUCGAGCCAAGCCAAGUGGCCGUUUGCGCAGGUGAGAUGGGAUCCAAGUGCCGGUCGCCGCUGUUUGAACGGUCGGAUAGGAGCUUCCCGGCGGCAUCCCAGCUGUGGAACCGAGCAGCGGGGGCUCUGGUGGAGCCGCCCUUGGUGCGCUUCGUGCCACCGGGCUUUGUGGUGAAGGAAGAGUCCGUGGCGAAGAGCUAUGAGGCUUCGGAGCUGCACUGGGGCUUCAUUGGCGCCGUUGGUGGAAUGCAAAGGAGACGUUUGGAGUGCCUGGAACACCUGCAGAAGCUCUUCCCAAAGUUGGAGAGCUAUCAUGCCUGGAAUCUUCAGCAAUGGAGGAGUUUAACAGCAAAUCCCAACUUGGCUUUCUUCAACAUCCAUCAGGAUUGCAACAACCAGAGUCGACCUGAAGAGCAGAAACCCUUGGAAACUGUCCGAAUCUCAGGGCUCUUGAGCGCGGGCUUUUUCGUGGUCACUGAAGAGAUCAAUCAACUGGACGCAGAAGCCUAUGAUGGCAUUGUUUAUGUGGAGAAGAACAUGUGGCUCCCUUUGGAGUCCUGGAGCGUGGAGCUUCGCCGUUUGCUCAGCAACAGCGAAGGCCUCACGCGCUACGUGCAGAAGGCCCAGCGGACCUUCCAGAGGAAGUUCGCGGCGCGGCGAAUUCUGGAAGACGCUCAGGUCUGGGAUGGUGGCUACGAGCUGCAACCACAUGGCGCCUGUGUGGCGAUCAAAAAGUCUCACCGAGCUGCCUGCGUGAUCAAUUGA